AUGGCAGCGCCCAAGAAUAUUGUGAUCGCGUCGAUUGGAACUCGAGGCGACCUGCAGCCGUACUGUGUCGUGGGCGCGGCGCUCGUGGCCCGAGGCCACCACGUGACGAUAGCGACGGAGGAGCGCAUGGAAUCGUUCGUGACGACCGAGUUCAACCUGCCCGUCCGACGCAUUGUGGGGGACAUGCUCGGGGGGUUGUUGGACCCGACCUUCCAACAUCGUUUUGGCACGGCACCUGUCAUCCAGUGUUUCCAGCUCAUGCAGGAGUGGAACGCCCGGUUCGACCAGCAAGAGAUCCUGGCGUCGUACGUGACGGCGUUGACCGGCGCGGACAUAGUGAUCUCGGGGCCGUUGGCCAUGAUGGAAUCGUACUGCGUCGCAGAAGCCAUCGGCGCGACGUGGGUUCCGCUCUUCCUUGGUCACUUCCACUUCCCGACGUCCGAGUUUCCCCAGUGGAUGCUGGAAAAUGUCACGGGGAACUGGUGGGGUGGUCUCAACAAAUGGAGUCAUUCGAUCAUCUUGAGCCUCGGGUGGAAAAGGGAACGAGCCAUGGUCAACGAGUGGCGAGCCAAGUCGUUGCACUUGCCGCCCAUGACGAUGCCGUUGAUGAACUCGAUGGUGGCCCACGACAACAUCGUCAUGUACCAAGCGUGCUCGGUGCUGUUCGCUGGGCCCAAGCGACGAGUGCCGCUCAUGCAGGAGUGGAACGCCCGGUUCGACCAGCAAGAGAUCCUGGCGUCGUACGUGACGGCGUUGACCGGCGCGGACAUAGUGAUCUCGGGGCCGGUGGCCAUGAUAGAAUCGUACUGCGUCGCAGAAGCCAUCGGCGCGACGUGGGUGCCGCUCUUCCUUGGUCACUUCCACUUCCCGACGUCCGAGUUUCCCCAGUGGAUGCUGGAAAAUGUCACGGGGAACUGGUGGGGUGGUCUCAACAAAUGGAGCCAUUCGAUCAUCGUGAGCCUCGGGUGGAAAAAGGACCAAGCUAGGUUCAACGAGUGGCGAGCUAAGUCAUUGCGCUCGCCGCCCCUGACAAUGCCCGUGAUGAACUCGAUGCUGGCCCACGACAACAUCGUCAUGUACCAAGCGUGCUCGGUGCUGUUCGCUGGGCCCAAGCGACGAGUGCCGGUGGAUUAUCCCCCUGGUAAAGUUGUCUACACCGGCUUCGUGUUCCCAUACACGCCACAGCCCGAACCUGAGCCGUUGAAGGUAUUUCUCAGCCAAAGCUCGGUCCCCGUCAUCUACGUCGGAUUUGGCAGUAUGCCGACGUUGGAGUCGCUGGAACUGCUCCAGUUCGUCAUCGACGUGUGCAAGAUGACCGGCACGCGAUGCGUCUUAGCUGCAGGAUGGUCAUCGCUGGAUCAGUCAAGCUGCAAGGUGCUCGCGGACAAGCACGCAGACCUGCUGUAUGUCGAACUCGGGUCCAUUUCGCACGUUUGGCUGUUUCCUCAAAUGAGCUGCAUCGUGCAUCACGCGGGGCUAGGGACGUCAGGCGCCGCGUUGCGCAGUGGCGUGCCGCAGGUCCCGUGCCCCAAGUUCGUGGACCAGUUUCACAAUUCAAAAGUGUUGGUACAAUUGGGUGUGGCUCCGUGCGCCAUCUCCAAGAAGAAAAUGACAGUGUCGCACGUUGCAAACGCCAUUCAGCGCGUGCUUCGCAACGAGAACGACGUCCAAGGCACCGCUCGUACCCUGGGCGAGUUUGUCACCAAGGAGAGCCACGAUGGGUUUCCUCGGCUCUGCGACAUGAUCUUAGCCACCAAACCGACCUUUGCCAAAAAGGAAACGACGACUUAG
Molecule: messenger RNA, 1791 nt
Organism: Aphanomyces invadans
Lineage: Eukaryota; Oomycota; Saprolegniomycetes; Saprolegniales; Verrucalvaceae
Exons: 4
Coding region: 1-1791 (596 amino acids)
Biological process (GO): carbohydrate metabolic process
Molecular function (GO): hexosyltransferase activity; UDP-glycosyltransferase activity
Source: RefSeq, a predicted model, not a curated record